This is a messenger RNA of Meloidogyne enterolobii, 297 nucleotides long. The record is from the annotation of a GenBank genome assembly. Lineage: Eukaryota; Metazoa; Nematoda; Chromadorea; Rhabditida; Meloidogynidae.
AUGAUUGAAUUGUCAACUAGUCCAAAAGCUCGUUUAAUGGCAUUAUUAGAAUAUUCACGGCCAAUUGGCACUGAUAAACGUAAAAGAGCAUUUGUUGUUAAUAAAAAGAUUGAAGUAGAUUCAGAAACAGAACGUAUGCGGAAAGAACAACAAGCAAAUGCUGUUAGAGAAGAAAGAAAAAUGAUUUUGAAAAGAAAAAUGAAGGAUGCAAUGAAUAGAGAAGGGCGUAAAAGCGGAAUGAGACCGGCGACUUCUUAUUUGAUACCUCCGAACACUGCAGGAAGGAAAGAUAUGUGA